CAACACUGGGUUUUGCUUUUACUGGACAAAAAUUGAUUGCAAAAAAGUCAUUGGCAAAGUACAAACAAUAGAAAACUACUUGAACAUGGAAUUUUAGAUUAACUACACAACUGACUAUUUUAAUCCUUAGUUGAGUUUAAUCGUGAGUUGUAAUAAACAAUGGCAGACAAUAAUCUCGCAGACCUGAGGAAGCAAUGCAUGGCCAGUCUAUACUUAAGUGCGGAAAAUGCAUUGAAAUAUUUGGAUGAAGAAAGAGACUCGGAGUUAGCUCUGCUGAAAAACUGUGUGCGGGAAUAUUGCACUAUGGAGGUCAUGGAAGAUUUAGAAGCACAAGCACUGGUUAUGGCAACUAGAGAAACAGAUGUCUCAAGUGUGAACUCCCUGGAUGACAAAUACAACGCCCACCUUCAGAGCAUGCAGGCACAGAGGCGGCAGAAUAUUGAUAAUCAUCCGUUUAUGCUGGAGUUUGAAAAGAGAAUCAGAACUGCACAGUUGACUAAUUCACAAAACUUGAACGAGUCAGAUAUAGCAAUAACAGAAACCCAUGAAGCCUUUCUGGAUCCAAUAACAAAGAAGCCCAUCGAGGACCCGGUGCGCAACACCAACUGCGGCCACGUGUACGAGCGCGCCGCCAUAUUGAGCCACGUGCAGCAACGGAAUAGAGCCAAGUGUCCAGUGGUGGGUUGCGGCAACCGCGAGCCGGUGCAGCUGUGUCACCUCGUGGACGACGACGCGCUGCGCACACAGCUCUCCACGCGACUCUCUGCCACCAACAACCGCUCACUGCUGGACCUGGAUGACUCUCAAUGAUCCAUCAAUUGAUGAGACAAUCUAAAGUAAAACAGUCUUGGAAAAAUUGCAAGAAUAACUGUGAUUUUGAACCUCGAUGAAAGAAAAAGACUUACACAUGGCUAUAGGAUUUAGCCUGGUUAAUUUAGAGCUCGUUCACACAGGCUGCGUAAGCGUAGACGUAGCGUAAAUUGCGUUGUAAAGUAUGGUACUGUAUGAAACAUGGCAUACUGCUUGCGUGGCGUGAACGUUCAUGUAGACGUAAUGCGUGCAGUUACGUCUAUGGGUUCACGCGCGCGGCGCGUCACUACGCACGUGUCACGUGUACGUGCUGCAUACGCAAUUGGUGUGAAUGGGCCAUUAGCUCUACAUCAUCUCCCAACAUGCCGGAACUGUCGGGAGAUGAUAUUUUCAUCGCUAGGCACCAUCACCAUAUUUCAGGUUUGCGGAACUUUUAAAAUCCAGUAAAAUAUUGAAGAUCAAAAUGCGCUUCUACGCUCAUUUGUCGGAUUAUUGGGUUAGUGACGUCACACGGCCGGGCAGUAUUUUGCUACGAUCAACGAUGUCAUAAUAUAUAAAGUCAUGCUGAGCUGGUUUUGUAUCUACAAUAGGUAAAAAUAAAUUUUUGAUUACAAUCUG
Maniola jurtina (meadow brown) is the source of this 1428-nucleotide messenger RNA. RefSeq names its product E3 SUMO-protein ligase NSE2-like. The record is from RefSeq and is a predicted model, not a curated record. Bases 160 to 810 code for a protein of 216 amino acids. Gene Ontology annotation, biological process: protein ubiquitination; double-strand break repair via homologous recombination; protein sumoylation. The transcript is spliced from 5 exons. Gene Ontology annotation, molecular function: SUMO ligase activity; ubiquitin-protein transferase activity; zinc ion binding. NCBI's taxonomy places the organism in Eukaryota, Metazoa, Arthropoda, Insecta, Lepidoptera, Nymphalidae. Gene Ontology annotation, cellular component: nucleus; Smc5-Smc6 complex.